UCUGCCACACCGUUUUACCAAGUUGGGAAAGAAGUAGAGGAAGAGGACCGCCGGGGGAAACAACACUAUGGCGACGGCGACGGCGACGGCGACGGCGACGGCGAUGGCGAUGUUGUCGAUAGAGUCUUUGCCUCUUGGCUUCAGAUUCAGACCGACAGACGAGGAACUCAUCAAUCACUACCUCAGGUUGAAGAUCAACGGCCGUGAUUCGGAGGUUCGUGUCAUCCCCGAAAUCGAUGUCUGCAGGUGGGAGCCUUGGGAUUUACCUGGGUUGUCGGUGAUUAAGACUGAUGAUCAGGAGUGGUUCUUCUUCUGUCCCCGUGACCGGAAGUACCCAAGUGGCCAUCGUUCCAACAGAGCCACUGACUCUGGCUAUUGGAAAGCCACAGGCAAGGAUCGGACCAUCAGAUCCAAGAAGACGGCUGUUGGGAUGAAGAAGACUCUUGUUUUCUAUCGUGGUCGUGCUCCACGGGCCGAGCGGACCAGCUGGAUCAUGCAUGAGUACCGUGCCACUGACAAGGACCUCGACGGUUACGGCCCUGGCCAGAAUCCAUAUGUUUUGUGUCGCUUGUUCCAUAAACCUAGUGACUGCUGUGGUACUGCAAACUGUGAUGAACUAGAGAAUGAUAAAUCCACUCCCGCCAGCCCCAAAUCCAUUCCCGAUGACACAUCUCCUGAGAUGGUCCAAGAAACAGCUACAUCUCGGGAAAAAGCUUUGAAAGAAUCAGAUGAUGCUGAAAGAUCUCUGGCUGAUAAGUCUGAUGAUGUGAAACCCAAUGAUCCACUGAUUAACGGUAGCUUUGACAACCACGUUACAACUUCUCAUACUGAAGACUGUAUUUUGGGGAAAAGCAUAGUUGGGGAAAAUCCAUUUUUAAGGGACAUUUAUGAUCUUUAUGGCCCAAGCUUUGCUCAGAUCGAUGACAAAACAAUUUGUCCAUCACAGUCAAGCCUUGGCUUUGCUGCAUCACACAUGGAUUCACUGUAUGCCAGCGAUUUUGGAAACUGUGAUAACGGACUACAUUUUCAGGGCGGUGCCUCUUUACAGGAUGUAUCCUUGACAGAAGUCUUGGAUGAGGUGUUUGGUAACCAUAACGUAUCUUCUUGUGACGAUUUCACCAAAGGAAAAGACAUAGCUCUUCAAAGAACGAUACAUUUGCCCGGAAAUACAGGCAUGCCCUCAGCUGUUAACCCCUUAUUCCACGACACUGCUCCAUUUUUUGACCGGGAUGAUGUAAUGGCAGGAGCACAGCAAUAUGUACCAGGCAAUGAGUUAGUGGAGGGGCAAACUUUGUCGGGAUUCUCCUGGUCCUUGACACCGCUGACUGCCCACCCAUUAGAGCAGUAUGGUUCAUCUUCUUAUGCAACCGCCAACCCGUGUCAUAUUAAUUCCAAUAAUUUAGAGCAGCCAACUGUUCAAGUGAGCUUUGUGGAGUCCAACGUUAGUCCCAGUAGCAUAUCCCGGUUCAAGGCUACGGCUAGGCAACAUCUGCCGAAUUCAAACUUCUUUGUGGACCAAGGGACUGCUCCUAGAAGACUUAAGCUACAGAUGGAGAAGUCAAGUUCAGAUCUCAGCGAAGAAGAUGAAGUGCAAUCUGCCACUUCCAAGGUUGUGGAUGGUAAUGAGAGGUGGUUUCUUGAUAGCGACAAGACUAGUGUCCACGAGCCCGAUAGUCAUUCGCAACCAGCUGAUUCCGGCAUUCAAAGUACAACACGAAGGAGAAUCCAUCUGCAGAUGAGAACGCAUAAGCCUCCCUCAAACAGCAGUGAUUCAGUGAGAUGUAGCAAAGAAGAAUCAACUGGGCUUGAGGGAGAGGAUAAAGACCCAUCACGGCAAGAUCUGAAGUUAAGACAGAACCAUGAGAAGUGGACAAAGACUCGGCUGCUAAAGAGAAGCUUGCAAUGUAGCAGUGGUAGUAUGUUCACUGUGUUCUUGGUUAUGGCGGUGAUGAUGGUGAUAUUGAUCGCGACGUGGAGAGGCUGGUUUGGCAUAAUCACGAAGAAUGCCGAAAAUAACCUCAUGUUUCAUCAGAUGGAUUGGUCGAGAGACAGACAUAUUGAUGUAGUCUUGUAAAGCCGGUGUGUACCAUCAAUGUCCCUUUUUUUAGUUGGAUUUUGUAAUGAUUGUGUCUUAGGUUUAUUUCGGACCAAAGUCAGGAGUCUAUUUUGCAGCAUCUGCUUGAACUGACAUUAAUUGGACAUUCGAGGUUUCUUUAGAGUCUUGA
Molecule: messenger RNA, 2225 nt
Organism: Tarenaya hassleriana
Lineage: Eukaryota; Viridiplantae; Streptophyta; Magnoliopsida; Brassicales; Cleomaceae
Product: NAC domain-containing protein 14-like
Exons: 7
Coding region: 68-2074 (668 amino acids)
Biological process (GO): regulation of DNA-templated transcription
Molecular function (GO): DNA binding
Source: RefSeq, a predicted model, not a curated record